AUAGAGAGAUCCAGAAAAGGAUAAGGCUUCAGGAGAAUCCCAAUUUAGUUUUCUCUCAGUCAAACCAUGUUUGGAUAAGAGUGAUAGAAUUCUUCUGAUAUAUUAACCACCCACAGUUCAAGAACACCAAAUUCCAUGGUUUUCUAGAUCUCUCUCUCUCUCUCUCUCUCUCUCUCUCUCUCUCUCCAUGCACCAUCCCUUCUUUUUAGUCCAACAAGAGAAGAAGCGUCAAAGGAUCAUAGAUGCUCACAGGAACUACGGUGACCAGUUAAGCUUUCAUGGAUUUUUGGAGGGAGCCUGAAAGCAAAAGAGUCGACGAUCCAUCUUGCUUGCAUCCCCAAAGCAAUUCCAGCAGUUGCUUCAGAUCGAUGAAGUCCGGGAAGGCCGAGAAGUGCAUCUUCUUCCCGGGCCCCAUAAUCGUCGGCGCUGGGCCGUCGGGGUUGGCGGUCGCCGCCUGCCUUAAGAGCAAACGCAUCCAGAGCUUGAUCCUCGAGCGGUCCGACUGCAUCGCAUCGCUCUGGCAGCUCAAGACCUACGACCGCCUCCGCCUCCACCUUCCCAAGAAGUUCUGCCAGCUCCCGUUGAUGCCGUUCCCAUCGUGGUUCCCGACGUACCCGACGAAGCAGCAGUUCAUCGCCUACCUCGAUGCCUACGUGGCGGAGUUCAACAUCCAGGCCGUGUUCAAUGAGACAGUGGUGGCCGCGGAGUACGACGCAGGCAUCGGCUUCUGGAGGCUGCGGAUGGCGUCGGCGAAAGGUGAGGGUAAGGAGGAGAAGCACGAGUACGUGUGCCGGUGGUUGGUGGUGGCCACCGGGGAGAACGCCGAGGCGGUGGUCCCGGAGAUGCCCGGAAUGGAGGAGUUCGAGGGGCCCAUUGUGCACACAAGCUUGUACAGGAGCGGCGACUCGUAUCGAGAUAAGAGAGUGCUCGUCGUCGGCUGCGGUAACUCCGGCAUGGAGGUCUCCUUGGAUCUCUGCGAUCACAAUGCGCACCCUUUUAUGGUCGUAAGAGACUCGGUGCACAUCCUGCCACGGGAGAUGCUCGGCCGCUCCACCUUCGGUCUGUCCAUGUGGCUCAUGAAGUGGCUGUCCAUGAAGACCGUCGACCGCUUCCUGCUGCUCGUCGCGCGCCUCAUGCUCGGCGACACAGCCAAGCUCGGCCUCGAGCGGCCCCAGCUCGGCCCCCUCGAGCUGAAGUCGCUCACCGGAAAGACCCCGGUGCUCAACGUUGGCACCCUGGCAAAGAUCAAGUCCGGAGACAUCAAGGUGCGCCCUGCGGUGGAACGUUUCACUCGGCAUGGAGUAGAAUUCGUCGAUGGAAGGUCGGAGGAAUUCGACGCGGUAAUCUUGGCGACCGGCUACAAGAGCAACGUACCUUGUUGGCUGAAGGAGAGGGAGUUAUUCUCGGAGAAGGAUGGGUUCCCAAGGAGGCCAUUCCCGAACGGGUGGAAAGGGGGCAACGGGCUCUAUGCCGUCGGCUUCACGAAGCGUGGCUUGCUCGGAGCAUCGCUGGAUGCAUGGAGGAUCGCGCAAGACAUCGAGCUACGCUAUAAGGCCACGAAGAAAUAGCUAAUGACCUUCUCUCGCUUCAGAUCGAUUUAGUUAACUGUUGUUUUGAUUGAACAAGAAGAUUGUGAGAGAUCGACUGGUUUUACAAGUAGUACUUGUACAUGUGCAUGCCCAUCUCUUUUUCCAGCAUCUAGAGAGAGAGAGAGAGAGUGUGUGUGUGUGUGUGAUUGUUGUGUCUUCCUUCACUCUUAUUCUAACACAAGAACUUCUAAGA
Messenger RNA from Musa acuminata AAA Group (dessert banana), 1782 nucleotides. RefSeq names its product indole-3-pyruvate monooxygenase YUCCA2-like. Lineage: Eukaryota; Viridiplantae; Streptophyta; Magnoliopsida; Zingiberales; Musaceae. The record is from RefSeq and is a predicted model, not a curated record. Gene Ontology annotation, molecular function: N,N-dimethylaniline monooxygenase activity; NADP binding; flavin adenine dinucleotide binding. Gene Ontology annotation, biological process: auxin biosynthetic process. The transcript is spliced from 4 exons. The coding region runs from base 279 to 1568 and encodes 429 amino acids.